AUGAGCAACGUACGGGGUGUGGUCGUGGUUGUUGGCGUUGUUGUCGGGAUGCAUCCUUCAACGAAAGAGACGAAGUUUGAUAAUAACAAUACACUGAUGAUGCUGCUGCCGCCCGAGAAGCAGGCCACGAAUAACCUCUUAUACAUAUAUAUUGAAGUUCAAGGGCGAGUUGCUGAAUUGCGUGCAUUUCCAAUUGAAUUAUACGCUCGCGAUUUCAAAAUACUUUCGUAUUUGAGCAUUUUCAAUAUUUAUUCCAGUCAGUGCUCAAUUAACAAGCAAGCUCUUUCUCAUGGAUAA
This is a messenger RNA of Gongylonema pulchrum, 297 nucleotides long. NCBI's taxonomy places the organism in Eukaryota, Metazoa, Nematoda, Chromadorea, Rhabditida, Gongylonematidae. The record is from the annotation of a GenBank genome assembly.